AUGGCCUCCUUCACCACCGUCAUCAGGGUCGUAGCUACGGUGUGCGGCGUGCUCUCCAUCUCGCUCACCGUGCUCCGCCUAUACUACCGCUGGUACCGGAGGCAUCUCGGCUAUGACGACGCCUGGGCAGCAUUUUCGCUCGUUUCUGUCUUCUUCAUGAUCGCAGGCGCCUGGCUUAGGUCCCAAGAGAAUGUGACGAACGAGCAGCGCGUCAUCGGCUACUUCAUGCUCGACGUCUCCUUCACCUGUGUCCUCUGGUCCGCCCGCAUGAGCAUUCUUUUUUCGAUCAUGCGCAUCAUUCCCUACCUCAUGACUCUGCGUCGGUGGGCCUACGGUUCCGCCAUCCUUUUCGGGCUCAUGUGGAUAGUCAUGCUCUCCGAGAAGAUCGCAGUCUGCGAGAUCAACGACGCGUGGAAGACCAACCCCGAAGCGCAGUGCGUCCUCGGCAAGCCCGUCGGGGGCGUCGAGCUCGCCACUGACAUCACCGCGGACAUUAUUCUCGUUGCACUGCCGAUUUGGCUGCUCUGGGGCAUCAACAUAUCUGCUUCGAGGAGGAAACUUCUCAUGGCAAUCUUUUCCGCAAGUAUUAUCACCACCGUCGUGAGCAUCGUUCACACCUCGUACGAACUCGGACCAAAUCGCAACGCUGAGGGCAUUGCUGCUCAUGUCGAGGCGGACAUGUCCCUGAUCAUCUGCAACCUUGCCGUUCUCAUGACGUGGCUCGUGCGCACCAUUUUCAAGGGCGAAGACCUUGAGUCUGGCGGUGGCCUCUCGGACGGAUCGGGCGGGCGCAAGCGCACAGGGAAUCUCACGCAACUCACGUCGCUGCGCUUCGGUGGUGGGGACCAGCCAAUUGUGCUCACGACAACAGCAAUGGAUGCAUCCUCGUCGGAUCCGGACCACGAGCAUAGGCAUGGCCGCGAGCGCGGAUACGACGGCGAUGAUAGCAAAGACCAGCUGAACAUCAAGCAUGACCGACUGUCAAUCACCUCUCCCCCGCCUACGGAUGUUACGGUCACGUUCGGCGCAGAGCAGAUGGACGCGAAGAUGCGCGAGGACAUGCGCGAUAAUGAUCAGUACAAAGGCUUUGCCUUCUGA
Fibroporia radiculosa is the source of this 1098-nucleotide messenger RNA. RefSeq lists its product as uncharacterized. The transcript is spliced from 5 exons. Lineage: Eukaryota; Fungi; Basidiomycota; Agaricomycetes; Polyporales; Fibroporiaceae. The record is from RefSeq and is a predicted model, not a curated record. Bases 1 to 1098 code for a protein of 365 amino acids.